UUUUGUACCAAGAGGAGGGGAGAAAUUCUGGAGGAAGUUCAACAUGAUGAAGGUGGUCAAGAUCAAAAAAGUAGAAGGCACAUAACAGGCCACCGAAUCGUCCAGGCGGAAAAGACAGAUGUGUUGAGAGCUGAUGAAAUUGGCGGCCUGAAAUGUCGUGAUACCAAUAUUUAAGAGAGAAAGAUAAUUUUAUUAAAUUAGUAAUUCAGAUAUAAUUUAACUUCACAGGUUGUUAACAUUAUGCAAUUCCCAGUCUCUUCAACUUCGAAACUCUGUCGCCCGUCUCUCUCACCCAGCUAAUUGUUGACGAGCUAUUCAACUGCUUCAGUCCCACCCCACUCCUUUUCUCCAACCUUGUCUUGUACACUAUGAUUCCCCAUGUACCUCGUCCGUUUAUCGACACUAUCACCCUCGACCUCAUCACUACCUACGAAUUCAACACUCAUCAACUCUAUUCCUUGCGAAUCUCUAUGAUUUCCACUCAAUUUGACUUUACAUCCCAUUCCUUUACUAUAUCUCUCCCUACUAACAAAAGCUAUCCAUCUCUCCCAUUAACCAAUAUAGAUAACAACUCAUUUCUUCGAUCUUCGCUCUCUGCUGCAGAACUUUUGUCAUAUUUAAGAUACAAACAACGUAUAUUUGAAAGUAUUGUCAUUAGUAACACUGAUUCUUCUGUAUCUGAAGGAGAGGUUAAAAGAAAGAGAACACUUAGUUACUUUGGUGGUAGCGGUGUAAAGAAGUGGGAUCCAAAAUCUAUGGCAAUCGAAUGUUUCGAAUUCAUGCUGGUAUACAUAUUUAACCUAUAAAAUUGCUUUUCACUGAGCACAAGUAUGUUAAGGACUCGUUUAUAACUAAAUUUUCUUGAAUAAAUUGGGCUUUUUUUUUGUAUAUUCUCUUUUGAUUCUUUCAACUGAAAAACUCGAAAUAUUAC
Messenger RNA from Cokeromyces recurvatus, 931 nucleotides. RefSeq lists its product as uncharacterized. NCBI's taxonomy places the organism in Eukaryota, Fungi, Mucoromycota, Mucoromycetes, Mucorales, Mucoraceae. Bases 369 to 806 code for a protein of 145 amino acids. The record is from RefSeq and is a predicted model, not a curated record. The transcript has 3 exons.